Molecule: messenger RNA, 3233 nt
Organism: Toxotes jaculatrix (banded archerfish)
Lineage: Eukaryota; Metazoa; Chordata; Actinopteri; Toxotidae
Gene: mafaa
Product: v-maf avian musculoaponeurotic fibrosarcoma oncogene homolog Aa
Exons: 1
Coding region: 979-1914 (311 amino acids)
Biological process (GO): regulation of transcription by RNA polymerase II
Cellular component (GO): nucleus
Molecular function (GO): DNA-binding transcription factor activity, RNA polymerase II-specific; RNA polymerase II cis-regulatory region sequence-specific DNA binding
Source: RefSeq, a predicted model, not a curated record
UGAAGCUCUUAGAAACAGUUUGAAGGCCGUCAGAGAGAAAAAACAACUGGAAUUUAUCACCUCUGGCAUAAUAAUACACACACAGCGUGUGUAAGGUCAACAGCGCGCCCCGGUGAGGGGGGGCAGGACCGUGGGGACCGAACCUGUAAGUAGACGCUGCUUGAAUUAAAUAUCUGGACUGAAGACAACAGGGGACCAGAAGUUCCUGUCCCUCCAAGUAGGAGAACUAUCUUGCAACUAAAAAAAAAAAUCUCAGAUUCAUAUGAACUUUGAAAACUUUUGCACGCGCCAUUCCGUUUUGGAUUCCCGGGACUUCUGGCACACCUUUACGCACGCCUGCGCAGCGCCCUGUGACUGUCACACAGCGUCUGAUGUGUGAUCGUGUUAGAAACUUUUAAUCCGGGCCAUGCUGCAGUGACUUCAGUCCGCUGCCUGGGACUUCAUGAUCAAGUUGUAAACAGCGGGAGGCGAAGAAGGAUGCUUGGAAAAUAUUUAUAACACACCGAGCGGAGGAGACGAAAUCUUUUCGUGUUACUUGAUCGAGCAGCACUGAGGACAGUAAAUCACAAGGAGGCAAGUGGCCUGCAGAGGUGAAGCGAGGACAAGACAGGUUGGUGUCUCCAAAUUCACCGGGAUCGAGUUUCAGCCGCCCCGGGGGCUCCUGGUAUUAAAGCGUGCAUUUGACCUGGGAUAAGUUGUCAACAAGAACAGCGAGCGGAGGCAAACUGGCAGGUGUACAAGUUCAUUUACAUGCAUACGUAUAUUCACGCCACUAUAUAUAGAAGUUGUCUUAGGGACGAGCAGCCUUAAUAAGUUUCUCCACCCACCCGCCGGCCCUGCAGCAGCUCCACGCACCGGGCGUGUGCGUGUGUCUAUAUAUACACCAUACAGGCUUUUAUUCCUCUUCGCAAUCUGUAUCCGAGAGGGCUGCCCGCCGUCGGUUUGGCUGUGAGGGCAGGAGUCGUCGCAUGGACUGACAUGGCCACCGACCUCGCCAUGAGCGCAGAGCUGCCCAACAGCCCUCUGGCCAUCGAGUACGUCAACGACUUUGACCUGAUGAAGUUUGAGGUGAAGAAGGAGCCGCCGGAGGCCGACCGCUACUGCCACCGCCUCCCGUCGGGCUCCCUCUCCUCCACCCCGAUUAGCACACCCUGCUCCUCCGUGCCUUCCUCGCCCAGCUUCUGCGCCCCGAGCCCGGGCGCACAGCAAAACCAGAGCCUCGCCAGCGGAGUCAACAGCAGCGGCAACAGCAACAACAGCAGCAGCAACAACAAUCACAGCAACGCGGGCAAGCCUCAGCUGGAGGACCUGUACUGGAUCCCCAGCUACCAGCACCACAUCAACCCCGAGGCGCUCAACCUGACCCCGGAGGACGCGGUGGAGGCCCUCAUAGGCAACGCGCACCACCAUCACCACCACCACCAGGCCUACGAGGGCUUUCGCGGACAGCAGUACGUCGGGGAGGACCUGUCCACGGCCUCGGCGGCCCACCAUCACCAGGCCCAUCACCACCAUCAUCACCACCACCACGGCCACCACGCCCGCCUGGAGGACCGCUUCUCGGAUGAGCAGCUGGUCAGCAUGACGGUGCGGGAGCUGAACCGGCAGCUGCGGGGCUUCAGCAAGGAGGAGGUGAUACGCCUGAAGCAGAAGAGGCGCACCCUGAAGAACCGGGGCUACGCGCAGUCCUGCCGCUUCAAACGCGUCCAGCAGAGGCACAUGCUGGAGACCGAGAAGUGCACCCUGCAGAACCAGGUGGAGCAGCUGAAGCAGGACGUGGCGCGCCUUGUCAAGGAGCGGGAUCUUUAUAAGGAGAAGUACGAGAAGCUGGCCAGCCGGACCUACAAUGCCGGUGGACCCGCGAACACAAGAGAUCCGUCCGGGAAACAGGCCAACACCGAGUUCUUCAUGUGAGAGACUGAUGAUUUGUAGCAUAGACUCUGAAUUACACCCCCACCUAAACAUCCUUGUUACAUUAAUUUAUAUUUUUCUGCGUUUGUAUUUUGUUUACAGUUAUUCCCUCGACAGAAAAGACUUUAAAACACAACAUCUUAACAGAUAAGCAUUAGAUGUGCACAAAAGUAAUCCUUGUGCGCAUUUUAAGUCUUAAAGAUGUUUCGGCUAAACUUCUGUAAGCCUACAACGACCUGUCAUGUAGUGAUGUGGACACAUGGGAUCACUUAGCCUGUAGACUUUUCUCUGGUGCAACACAACCUGGUCAGAAGUCUUACUGAACCAACCUGACAUGUAAGGUGACUGUCUUAAUUCAGAGAGAGAGGUGAGUUUGUCUUAAAACUGGGGGAAGAAUGAUUUUUCUAAUAAAAAAAAUGAGAUUGGACUGAAAUAGAAGCAGAAAAAGCAAUACACCGCCUCUCCUUUGGCUGUAGAGAGCUCACCGGACUGUUUGUGUCAAAGAGGGGCGGUCUGUGAUGCAGAGAUGAGACCUUUCAAUAUUGCAAGUCUAUAGUUUCCCAUCCCUAUUUGCGACCCUGCAUGCAGGACAUGUAUGGUAACCUCCAGUCAUCUCCCAGAAUCCUUCCACCUGUAUGGAAAGCAUGGCCCAUGGUUCUCUCCUCCUCUAACGCUUCUCCUUCCUCCUCCUCCUCCUCCUCCUCUUCCUCCUCCUCCUCCUCUACCAUUAGUAAGGCCUGGGUAUGCAGAAAGCCACAAAAUGUUUCCUCCACAAACCCCCCUGAGAGGUGCAAGGACUGCGGACUAAAAUGCAAAACAAUCUGCUACUGCGAAAAAUGGAUGCGUCUUUAACUGCUAUUUUCAAUCAAUUUUUCUAUUGUUUUAAAAAGAAAAGAAAAACGACAAAAAGAGAUUAACUGAGCCAGAUUUUAGACUGUAUUUAUUUCCACCUGUACAUAAUGUGUAGAGAAAAAACAGUUAACUGUGUUAUUUUACCUUCUCUCUUUUUAAAGAAAACUGCUUUUGUUGCUUGGAUUAUUCGAAAUGUCUUAAUACAAAUGUUUGUAUGUGACAGCAUGCAAAUCGUCUAUGGUAUCCUCCUCCUACUGAACAUGUGUAAUGUCAAAGGCAAGCCUAUACUGCACUAAGAAGAGAUCAAACCUGACAAACGUUUUGUUUUCUCCUCAUAGGACCUUUGAUCUGUUACUCUCUAAAAACCUGGAUGUAAAUUUGAUGAGGUCAGAGCCUCAUUUAUUAGACGGACAUGCGUUCGCUGCUAAAACUCUAUGCACCAACCUGAUGAUUAAAAGGACUUAGUUUUU